This is a messenger RNA of Sporothrix schenckii 1099-18, 1971 nucleotides long. RefSeq lists its product as uncharacterized. Lineage: Eukaryota; Fungi; Ascomycota; Sordariomycetes; Ophiostomatales; Ophiostomataceae. The record is from RefSeq and is a predicted model, not a curated record. The transcript has 2 exons. The coding region runs from base 1 to 1971 and encodes 656 amino acids.
AUGAGCCGUCAAGGCGACACCCAGACUCUGGUCGAGUCGUUCUGCGCCCUCGCAGAUGAGGUGCAGAAUCUGAUUGAUCGCAAGACCAUUCUCGAGCACAAGCUGCGGUUUGCCGCCGAGCAGUACCAACAGCUCGCCGACAAGUAUGCCCCGACUGCCCCCGAGGUGUCCGAGACCCUUGCCAACCUGCAAAUCCCACCCGACGACCACAAACCUCCCAUUCCCAGUUCCUAUGUCCCGCUGCCCAAGCGCGGACAACAGGCCGGCUGCAGCCAGCACCAGAUUGCUCUGUUGAUCCGGGACGGCCGGCGUGCUGCCCAGCAACUGACUGAACAUUCGCGCACCACCGACGGAAGCAUUGGCGGCGGCGGGCACGGCCACAGUGGCGGUGGCGGCGGCGGCUCGAGCAAAGAAGCUUCGUCGGGCACCGCCAUUACGACCAUGUCCAUCAUGAUGGAGCAGGACUUUACGGUGGAGGGCAAAAAGGGCGUCCUCGACUGCCCCUUUUCGGCCAUCAAGCGGCGGCAACAGCUGCUGCGGCAGCAACAGCAACUCGAACAGGAGAACCAACAGCUGCACAUCACUGGCGGUGGCAGCAGUGCAGAGGCUGGCGGUCUCGAUGUAGAUCUCGAUCACAACGAUGCCGAUACGGCCGACAUUGCGGCAGCAGCGGGACCGCCUGGCACCCAGUCUGCCCACGGAGGCGGCGCCGCGAGCGGCGAAGCGGCCAGUCCCCCAGUCGAGGAUCCAAUCUGUGCCGCGCUGGCCGACGAGAGUGCAUCCCAGCACGGGGGAACAUCGAACGGCGGCGCGCCGCGGUGCCCGAUCCGUUUCCUCGACCAGCACUCGCCGGAAGAGGUUGCGCACUACGUGGAGACGCACAAGCACCAGCUGCCGCGCAGCCACGCCAUCUGCCUGAAGCGCUACAACAAGAACGAGGAGCAGAUUCGCAAGAUGGAUGCCAAGUACGGCAAUCUUGUCAACAUGAUUUCGGGUCUCGGCCAGUUUCACCAGCCGAUGCUGGCUUCGGCGGAGCCGGGUCUUGCUGGUGCCGAGGGCGGUACUCUCAGCGGUGGUGCCGUUCUGGGUGUCGACGAGCGUGAAGAGGGCGAAGUGGUCGACCGCGCCAAGCUCCAUAAAGACUCCCACGAACGCGUCAAGACGUGGGCGAACGGCGUGUCUGCCAGCAGCGAAGACGCUGAAGACGACGACUUUGACAACAGCGGUGACCGUCAUGGUCACGACGAUGGCCAAAGUGCCGACGCCCGAGGUUGGCGUCGCAGUACGGCAUAUAGUGGUGGCCGCGAAUCCAGUGGCAGCGGUGGCGAUAACACGGAACCGGAGCGGGAGAGUCACUUUGACCGGCCGCUCAAGGAGGUGCGUCUCGGCGAGUCACCGAGCCGGCCGUGGGGUAUUGCCGUUCCGGUCUCGUCGAUGCCAUUGGAUGCAGCCGCACAGCCACCGCUGUCACCGCCGGCGGCCCCUGUUCGUAUGCCGAGUCCUGUUCGUGCGCCUCUGACAAACCGUGCACCUCCUGUUUCUCCCAGCAAACCCCAGCCAGAACGCAAGUGCCCAUUUGACCAAAGCAAGUUUGGCCUGGGGAUCUCACCACCACCCGGCCAUGUUCCUGUGGAACCUGACGAGAGGGAGGCAGAUGGGGCGGUCGAGACACCGGCUGAGACGACGCCCCGUGUCAGUGAUAAACCCGAUAAGACGGUCCAGACCGAUCGACCAUUCUCGCCGAUGAAGCCUCCGCAAGCCACUCCGCAGACCUUCACCCAACCUGCGUUUGUCAACCUUCCACCGCAGACGGCUGCCCAAGGCAACACCGACGGAAAGAACAUGGCUGGCCCCGUCCCGCAGAUGCUCUUCACUGGCCCGGUGUUCAUCGGAUACCCGAUGGAGCAAGCGGCGCAGUUCUUGCAAAUGUACCACAACCCUCAGGGACAGGGGCAGGGCCAGGGACGGUAG